Molecule: messenger RNA, 4466 nt
Organism: Erinaceus europaeus (western European hedgehog)
Lineage: Eukaryota; Metazoa; Chordata; Mammalia; Eulipotyphla; Erinaceidae
Gene: PDE4A
Product: phosphodiesterase 4A
Exons: 14
Coding region: 158-2236 (692 amino acids)
Biological process (GO): signal transduction
Cellular component (GO): cytosol; perinuclear region of cytoplasm; nucleus
Molecular function (GO): 3',5'-cyclic-AMP phosphodiesterase activity
Source: RefSeq, a predicted model, not a curated record
CCCCUGCAGCUUCGAGGCAGAGAAUGGACCCACGGCUUCCCCCGGUGGUCGCAGCCCCCUGGACUCGCAGGCGAUCCCGGGCCUCGUGCUGCACGCGGGAGCGGCCACCAGCCAGCGCCGGGAGUCCUUCCUCUACCGCUCGGACAGCGACUAUGACAUGUCGCCCAAGACCAUGUCCCGGAACUCCUCGGUCACCAGCGAGGCGCACGCAGAGGACCUCAUCGUCACCCCCUUUGCCCAGGUGCUGGCCAGCCUCCGGAGUGUUCGCAGCAACUUUUCACUCCUGACCAAUGUCCCCAUUCCCAGCAACAAGCGGUCCCCGCUGGCUGGCCCACCCCCCGUCUGCAAGGCCACGCUGUCAGAGGAGACGUGUCAACAGCUGGCCCGGGAAACACUAGAGGAGCUGGACUGGUGUCUGGAGCAGCUGGAGACCAUGCAGACCUACCGCUCUGUGAGCGAGAUGGCCUCUCACAAGUUCAAGAGGAUGUUAAACCGGGAACUUACACACCUUUCAGAGAUGAGCAGAUCCGGGAACCAAGUCUCUGAGUAUAUUUCCACCACAUUCCUGGACAAACAGAAUGAAGUGGAGAUCCCCUCGCCCACCUUGAAGGAGAAACAGCCAGCCCCUCGGCCCAGAGCCUGCUCACAGCCCCCCAAUGCGCCUGGACCCCACUUCCAGCCUAUGUCUCACAUUACCGGGGUGAAGAAGGGGACCCACAGUGGCAGCCUGAGCAACUCCGACAUCCCCCGAUUUGGGGUGAAGACAGACCAAGAAGAAUGCCUGGCUAAAGAACUGCAAAACCUGAACAGAUGGGGCCUGAACAUCUUCUGCGUGUCGGAUUAUGCUGGUGGCCGCUCUCUAAGCUGUAUCAUGUACACUAUUUUCCAGGAGCGCGAUCUGUUGAAGAAGUUCCGAAUCCCCGAGGACACCAUGGUGACAUACAUGCUGACAUUGGAAGAUCACUACCACGCCGACGUGGCAUACCACAACAGCCUGCACGCCGCCGACGUGCUGCAAUCCACACACGUGCUGCUGGCCACGCCCGCCCUGGACGCUGUCUUCACCGACCUGGAGAUCCUUGCCGCCCUCUUUGCCGCUGCUAUUCACGAUGUGGACCACCCCGGGGUCUCCAACCAGUUUCUUAUCAACACCAAUUCUGAGCUGGCUCUGAUGUACAACGACGAGUCGGUGCUGGAGAACCACCACCUGGCCGUGGGCUUCAAGCUGCUGCAGGAGGACAACUGCGACAUCUUCCAGAACCUGAGCAAGCGCCAGCGACAGAGCCUGCGCAAGAUGGUCAUCGACAUGGUGCUGGCUACGGAUAUGUCCAAGCACAUGACCCUCCUGGCUGACCUAAAGACCAUGGUGGAGACCAAAAAAGUCACUAGCUCGGGGGUUCUUCUACUGGACAACUAUGCUGACCGUAUCCAGGUGCUGAGGAACAUGGUACACUGCGCAGACCUGAGUAACCCCACCAAGCCGCUGGAACUGUACCGCCAGUGGACAGAUCGUAUCAUGGCUGAGUUCUUCCAGCAGGGCGACCGGGAGCGGGAGAGGGGCAUGGAGAUCAGCCCCAUGUGUGACAAGCACACGGCCUCUGUGGAGAAGUCCCAGGUGGGCUUCAUCGACUACAUCGUCCAUCCGCUGUGGGAGACAUGGGCAGACCUGGUGCACCCUGAUGCUCAAGAGAUUUUGGACACGCUGGAGGACAACCGCGACUGGUACUACAGUGCCAUCCGCCAGAGCCCCUCGCCACCCCUGGAGGAAGAGCCUGGGGGUCCUGGCCAGCUGCUACCCCCAGACAGAUUCCAGUUCCAGCUGACCCUGGAGGAGGAUGAGGAGGACCCAGCAGUGGCCCCAGGCAUCCUGGAUGGGCUCAGGCUCAAGGUCGACGGCCAGGAGGCGUCCCCCAUCCAGGAAGUGGGUUCCAGCAGACCUGCAGACUCAACCCACAGCCUGGCCCUGCCCCCCGAUGGCUGCCCCUCCCCAGAUGAGUUCCUGGACUCCCUUAGCUACGGUGGUACCCCUGUGCUGUGUCUAGAGUGCCCCUCCAUACCUAGCUUGAGGACCCCACCUGCUCCAGAGGCAGCCCCCCGCUUCCCCUCGACAGCACCCCAAGUUGGGGCUUACAGAGAGUACCAGAUGGCCCAGAACACAGGUCUGGGGGUAACUGAAGAGCACCUACCCCCGCUCCCCACUCCUGGCAGGUGGGGGCCCUCAGGAGGCCCAACCUGAACACUAGCCCCAAACCACCAUCACUCUCAUCCCCACCUAGGGAAAAAGAAAAAAAACAAAAACAAAAAAACCUUGUUUGCUGCCUCAAAGACUCUCAGCCACCCUCAAAAAAAGAAAAAAAAAAAAAGUUCAUUUUUUAAAAUUUUCUUUUCUGUUUUUUUUUUUUUUUUUUGCCAUGGUGGGGAAAGAGAACCAUUUUCUCUCUCUCUCUCUCCUAUCCCCUCCAGUCUGUGGUGGUGGGCUUUGUGUUUUUUUUUUUUUUUCUUUUAAAGUGGAGGUCCUCUGGGAAACCAAGUUCCAAAGCGUCACAGAAGGUAUUUUAUUUUUUUGGCGGGGGUUAUUUUCAUUGUUCAUAUUUUUAGAAAAAAAAAAAAAAAGACUCAGAAAAUAAGGAACAAAAAAAAAAAAAAAAAAGAGAAAAGAAAAGAAAAAAAGAAAAAAGAAUAUUUUACCAGGAUGAAACACAGCGACUGUAGAUCCCAGCUCCCUUCUCUGCCCCCACCUCCCCACCCCACCUUUCCAUUUCUCACUUCCUGUUCCCCCUUCCCCAGUUUCUGUCUUCCGGCCUCUUCGGGGGCGCUCUCUGUCACAGCACCCAAACUGGCUUUUCAUGUGAAUUUUGAGGAGGUGGGGAAGGCCUUGAAACCCAACAGCCAGGAAAGCCAUGUACGGUUGGGUUCGCCCAAGUCUGGCCCCUUCAUUCUAGCCCCCCACCCAAGCUCCCUGAAGUCUUCCACUUCUACUUUUUGUACAAACUGGGGGGUGAGGCUGGGGAUGCUGCUGCUGGUGGUUUGAACCAUUCACUUUAGGGUAUUUGGAAGUGGUUGUUGCAGGAACCCCAAAACCUUCAGCUUGGCAUCUUAGGUUUAAUGGUGGGGGUCCUGGACCCCAACCUGUCUGUUGGAAACUAGCCUUCCCCCCCUUUCUUCCCCCUCCUCCACUUUUGAAUUUGCUCCAUUUUUUUGAGCUGCUUCUCCUCUUGUCUUUGCCUUAAGUAGGCCUAUUGCUACCCUAUCUGCAGAUGGAGGACCGUGCAGUGGGUCCCAUCAUCUCCCAUGGGUGGGGCAGGGCCAGAAGUGGGACCUCCAUCCUGGAUACACACACUCUGCCCACCUCACCCCACCCCCAAAUCCUCCAGACCACCACCCCCAGACCCUGUGCCCUAGGGAGGAAGCAAUAACAAAUGUACCCUAACACCCCUUCCUGGGGGGAAGCCUUUCCCAAUCCUGCCUCCUACCUUUAUAACCUUCCACUUGACCAGUCUCUACCCUUGAGCCCCCUACCCCCACCCCAAGCAAUACGACAGGCAGAUGUUAGGUCAUUUUUUUUCCUUCAAGCCAUGAAGUGGGGUGUGGGGGGAGGCACUUUGGAAAGAGAGAACCCCUUCUUCCUCUCCCUCUGCCUCCCCCCAACCAUUGCCAAGCUUUGACCAUCCCACCUCCAAUUCUGAGCACACGGUACUGUAGCCCUCGGCCCAUUUCCCAACCUUCCAGCUGUCUGUCCACCUCAAUGGGGAACCCUAACACCCCCCCCCCCCAGUGCUGUACAGGGUUCAUUUUUGUAGCAAAAAAUGUGUGUGUGUGUGUGUGUGUGUGUGUGUGUGUGUGUGUGUGUGUGUGUGUUGUCCUGGCCCAAAGAUUCUGGAUUUUUUUUUUGUCCCUUUUUCCUUGUUCCCUUCUAAGAUGUACAUAUAUAUAUAUAUUUUCCUUUUCCUUUUUUUUUUCUCCUCCUCUUUCCUUUUGUACAUACACCGUUUGGUGGGGGUUUGUAAAUUAUUCUCGAGGCAAAAAAAGGGAAACGAAAUACACCUGCCCACCCCCCCGCCCCACGCUUGACCCAGGGUCAUAGCCAUGAGGGGAAGUGGGGGGAUCUCCCUAAGGGAGACCCAGCUCUGUAUUAUACAAACUGUAACAUAGACCACCCCUACCCCAAAUCCCCUAUAAAUUGUGGGCAUGAAUGUGGUACCACAGAUUGAGUCAUGGGGGGGGGGACUGGACUAGGCAGAGCCCACCCCUCCCCCCCGUGGGUGAGUGAGUGAGACUGGCCAGGGGGACUCCCCCCACAAAAAAAAAAAAAAAAAAAACCCGUACCAUCAAAGGCUUCUUUCUCUGGAGGGUGGUGGUGGGGCACAGGCCCCCACCCUCACCCCAAGAGCCGUUCAGAUGUCCACUUUUGACGAUGCAUCAGUCAGUCGAAUCUUGUCUCUGAUUAAAUCAAGGUUGUCACUCAA